Arthroderma uncinatum is the source of this 1497-nucleotide messenger RNA. RefSeq lists its product as uncharacterized. Gene Ontology annotation, cellular component: glycosylphosphatidylinositol-N-acetylglucosaminyltransferase (GPI-GnT) complex. The record is from RefSeq and is a predicted model, not a curated record. Gene Ontology annotation, biological process: GPI anchor biosynthetic process. The transcript is spliced from 4 exons. Gene Ontology annotation, molecular function: phosphatidylinositol N-acetylglucosaminyltransferase activity. NCBI's taxonomy places the organism in Eukaryota, Fungi, Ascomycota, Eurotiomycetes, Onygenales, Arthrodermataceae. The coding region runs from base 1 to 1497 and encodes 498 amino acids.
AUGAUAAGUGACUUCUUCUUCCCUCAGCCGGGUGGAGUGGAGAGUCACAUAUAUCAAGUGUCUUCGAAGCUUAUAGAUCGCGGCCACAAAGUGAUAAUAGUCACCCAUGCGUACAAAGGUCGAACUGGAGUGCGCUACCUAACGAACGGCCUCAAAGUCUACCAUGUCCCCUUCUUCGUCAUCUACCGCGAGUCCGCCAUGCCGACUGUCUUCUCCUUCUUCCCCAUCUUCCGGAACAUUAUCAUUCGAGAGCAGAUAGAGAUUGUACACGGCCACGGUAGCUUAAGCUGCUUCUGCCAUGAAGCCAUCCUGCAUGCGCGAACCAUGGGGCUACGUACCGUUUUCACCGAUCACUCUCUGUUUGGAUUCGCAGACGCCAGUUCAAUCCUCACAAACAAGCUCCUCAAGUUUACUCUCAGUGACGUUGACCACGUUAUAUGCGUCAGCCAUACCUGUAAGGAAAACACCGUGCUGAGAGCGUCACUCGACCCUCUGAUGGUGUCUGUCAUCCCCAACGCACUUGUGGCGGAGAAUUUUCGGCCGCCGUCGUAUAAUGCAUCGACCGGCGGCUCCUUAUCCCGUGCUUUACCGCAUAGGAUGCCGGGACCGCGCCUGCUGGGGCCCGAUGAUACCAUCACGAUCGUGGUGAUAUCACGACUAUUCUAUAACAAAGGGACAGAUCUGCUCAUUGCCGCGAUACCCAGGAUCCUCGCGCUUAACAAAAACGUGCGGUUUAUCAUCGGCGGGUCAGGCCCAAAGGCAAUCGACCUCGAGCAGAUGCUGGAACGAAAGGUGCUGCAGGACAAGGUGGAGCUACUUGGCCCCAUCAAACACGAAGAUGUGCGUGACGUCAUGGUAAAGGGCCAUAUAUAUCUGCACCCCAGUCUAACAGAGGCCUUUGGCACCGUGAUCGUGGAAGCAGCCAGCUGUGGGCUUUAUAUCGUCUGCACCCGCGUGGGAGGUAUCCCAGAGGUCCUCCCCCAGCACAUGACGACCUUUGCCAAACCCGAAGAAGACGAUCUCGUCCAGGCGACCGGGAAGGCGAUCGCGGCGUUGCGGUCGAACAAGGUGCGAACGGAAAGGUUCCACGACCAGGUCCGGAUGAUGUAUUCGUGGACCGAUGUCGCGCGACGUACAGAGCGUGUUUACGACGGGAUCUGCGGCGCCAUCAACGAGGAAGACUUCUACGGUAAUUUCCCCAAGGAGAGCUGGACUGGCUCGCGCAGACGCGAACACAGCUUUGCGCUGAUCGACCGGCUGAAGCGGUACUACGGAUGCGGCAUCUGGGCAGGGAAGCUGUUUUGUCUCUGCGUCGUCAUCGACUUUCUGAUAUACGUCUUCCUAGAGCUGUGGAUGCCUCGCAACAGUAUCGAUAUCGCGCGGGACUGGCCGAAGAAACCGCCCCGUGAAAGCAGGGAACUGCUCGAUUCCCGUCAUUCUGCGACGGGCAUCCAGCACUCUAGGCGGGUAAACGACAGCUGGCAGGGGAUGAUCUGA